AUGGAGAGUCUCGACCUCGAGCCAGCAGCGUCCGUGGUUGCUUACCCAGAGCGCGGUCUCAAAGCCUACAGCGUCGUCUUGGGCGCAUGGCUCAUCCUCUUCCCAGCCUCAGGGCUGCUGAACUCGACGGGAAUUUUUCAAGCUUGGUUACUGGAGAAUCAUCUACAGGCUUAUUCUGAGAGCGAGGUCGCCUGGAUCUUCAGUACAUUCGCUUUCCUUUUCUUCUUUGGUGGAUUUCUGGUCGGCCCAUCCUUCGAUAGAUAUGGGUCCAAAGUAUUGCUGCCUGCUGGCUGCAUUGGCUUAACUCUUGCCCUUUUAUGCACCAGUCUUUGUACAGACUAUUAUCAACAUUUACUUGCAUUUGGCUGCCUCGGAGGCAGUGCUUGCUCGAUCCUGUGGACAUCGAGCAUCGCUAUCCUUGGACACUGGUUCCAGCGAAACCGGGCUCUCGCAACGGGGUUGGCGACAACGGCGGGCGGAUGUGGCGGUGUUGUUUACCCACUCAUCUUCACCAGGUUGGUUCGAUCGGUUGGAUAUUCCUGGACUAUGCGGAUCUUCGCCUUGAUGAGCGCAUGCUCUUUUUUUCUUGGUCUACUCCUAACAAAGACACGACUCCCUCGCAACAAGCAGGCCACGCUGUUGCUGAAUUGGCAAGGCUUCAAAGACACGCGGUUCCUGCUGACCAUGGCUGCGAUAUUCAUCCUCGACUGGGCCGUUCUGGUGCCGCCGGCUUACAUUACAACAUAUGCUCUAGCUGCACGUCAACAAGCACUUUCCAAGCACAUUCUUGCCGUCCUCAACGCGGCUUCGAUCUUUGGACGAUGCCUGCCCGGCCCAGUUGCCGACCGCAUCGGUCGCUUCAAUGUCAUGAUACUUUGUUCGACGGUUUGCACGUUCUCCAUACUAGGCAUAUGGCUGAAUAGUGGAUCUCAGUGGUCUGGUCUCGUGGCUUUUGCCGUGACCUACGGCUUUUUCAGUGGCUCGGCGUACAGUUUGACUCCUGUUUGCGUCGCUCAACUUUGCAAAACCGAGGAAUACGCCAGCCGGUACGGAACAGCAUACGGAGUCGUCAGCAUCGCCACCUUGGCUGGGGUGCCCCUUUCGGGGCUGAUAUUAGACACAGCGGACGGCACGAACUACUCUGGUUUGAUUUGCUUCUGUGGCGCCGCCUACGCAGUAUCUACCACACUAUUCAUAGCAGCUCGCGGUAUAAGUAGCGGUUGGAAGCUGCCGAUAAAGUUUUGA
This is a messenger RNA of Cyphellophora europaea CBS 101466, 1245 nucleotides long. RefSeq lists its product as uncharacterized. The transcript has 3 exons. NCBI's taxonomy places the organism in Eukaryota, Fungi, Ascomycota, Eurotiomycetes, Chaetothyriales, Cyphellophoraceae. Gene Ontology annotation, biological process: transmembrane transport. Gene Ontology annotation, cellular component: fungal-type vacuole membrane. Bases 1 to 1245 code for a protein of 414 amino acids. Gene Ontology annotation, molecular function: transmembrane transporter activity. The record is from RefSeq and is a predicted model, not a curated record.